AUGGCGCCCUCGAGGUUAACCUCGGCCAAGUUCGUGCUGGCUCACUGGGAAAAGCAGGUACAGGACUUUGGCAAAAAAGCCUGUGCAGCUCUACGUUUAGCCUCUCCAAAGGCGCAGGGAAGCGGCACAGAAUUGUUGGAGGGCCUAGGUGUAUUUGCCGUCACGACAUCGACAUCUGAGGUGCCGCAAGAUCCGGCCGCGCCUUCGGGGCGGCCGAAGAUCGCCCUGCGCGGUGCCAAGGCGGGCACGACGCCGGGCCCGCCGUUGCCGUCCCGGGCCUCCGAGGCCUCAGAGGAGAUUUCUCCUCGGACGAAGGAUGAAGGGGGGCCUGCACUUACGAUCGUCUUGAUCGUCUUCAUCGUCGUCGGAGCCGCACUGACGGCUCUGAUGUUGGCCAAAGUCUGCGCACAUCGAAAGCGCAGCGACAGAGCCUUGGACGCAUGUCGGAAAGCCAUCAAGUCAACCUCCCUUUCUUUAUCUGUUUAUACCACCCAUAAAACGAUGAUUUUGGGGAUGAAUUAG
Molecule: messenger RNA, 522 nt
Organism: Cladocopium goreaui
Lineage: Eukaryota; Dinophyceae; Suessiales; Symbiodiniaceae
Source: the annotation of a GenBank genome assembly